GUCUGCCCAGAUGGUGUCAACGUGGUUCUGUCAUCAUGUAUGCUCCAGUCAGAAAGUCCUCUUCAGCAAUCCAGGAAAACUGUCCAAACCCGCCCUCGUCUGUCUCUGUGUUAUGUUUUCACUUGCAAUGGUUUAUGCUGUGCAGCAUGGGACAUCGUCACAACACACUCUCAAAGUAUUCCUCCCACAAACCUCAUUAAUUCGGAGGGUGCGAUCCUAUAGCGAAAACCCUGACUUGUCCAGUCUAUCUAUCAACACGUCCAGCCUCUCCCUGGUCACUCACGUCCGGCUGAUGGAUUUGAGAGACCCAUGUAAGAGGAACCUCACUGCUUGUGAUACGUAUGCCUUAUGUGAAGCUGGGUUUGGGUCCCUCAAGUGUAGAUGUCAGCGAGGGUUCUACUUAGAGGAUAAUAUGUGUCAACCCUGUACUACCUCAGUGCCUGAAGGGUUCUAUAUGAAGGAAAGCUGCACUGCAGAUAGAGACGUGGUAUUUAGAGAAUGUUCCAAAUGUAAGGGAUCAGAGUACCAAGUGGCUGCCUGUACGACUACCCAGAAUACCAUGUGUCUAGAUGUCUCCUUCCCUCUAGACCAUUUCAAAUGGAAUGCCACCUACCUUAAAGCAGGUAAUUUUACCCCGGAGGUUCAUACGUCAAAGAAUGUGUUUGUCGAGAAGAUAAGUGGGAUGAAAGAUGUAGACACACCAGUGUACAUAGCUAACAACCAACAGUCGAUGCAGUUCACCUUCCCUCGAGAAUCAGGCCUUCAGGUGAAGGUCAGGGUGUCGGACAUCUUCCUCGUCCCCGAGUAUAUAGACCUGGACCACACGGAUGAUAGUAACUUCUUUCUCACUGAUAUUUACCAGACCAGCCAGUUGUCUGCCCAUUUUCUUCAGAUCCAAAACAAUUACUGCAGACAUCCCAUGCCUGACCAUUACAAGAUGAUGCUGGAACUUUUUCGUGACUUCACAUCUGCCGCCAGAGUUGUCAGUUGUCCAUCUAAAGGCACUGACCCUCCCCAAUGUCCACCUAACUACUUCAAGGAUGACCAGUAUCUGGAGCGAUCGUACACCACACCCUGUCCAGAGAUGCCUGGAAACUUCUCCCAACUUCGUCAGGCCCCAAACAUCAUCUACUGUUCUGAGGACACAGUUUUGUUGAGGGAAACUUUCCGUGUGAUGGCUGCUGACGUGACUCCCCUGAGUUUUCCAUCUCCUGAAUGUAAAGCCUACCAGGAGGAGUGUCAGCGAUGUGUACAGAACAAUUCCUGUAACCCUUCCUCAGGGCAAGGAGAUGCUUGCUGCAGUGUGUCGUGCUUCAACAAAUACGCAUGUCUUCAGGCCUUCAGUUCAGCCUGUCCACCACAACCAGUCAAGUGUGCUGCAGGAGAUCUCUACUUGUUUUCCCUGGAGCCUAAGUUUGACACCAUAGAGCAGAGAUUUAUGUGCCAUCUUCAAUACAAAAAACCAAAGAAACUUUACAAAGUAGAAUAUUUUGUAACCAUACCACACAUGAAUUUCUCCUCCGCUGUAAGAACAAAAGUCAUUAAAGCUGAGAACAAGACCUAUCACAAGCUUGGACACAGCAGUGCCGAUUACCUGUCAUUCUUCCAUGACGCAGUGUCAGAUAUCAACGAUGAAGUAAUUGUCAUUGGCAAUAGGUUCCAGGAUGGAAAAGCAAAAAAAUUCAAAUUUCACAAGUUAAAGGAGCCUAAAGAUUUUAACAAGAAAAAAAGAUUUAAAGUAAGAAAUCACAGGUCAGACUUGAUACCCAAUAAUGUCUACUCUACUCACGUCCAGCUGGAGCGUCCAUUUCUGUACAGUUCUUCUGGAUGGAGUCGAGGUGGAUGUUUAGCUAAAAAUUUCUCCAAGAUCUAUGCACCACAGCCGAUGUAUAAGUCAGGGGGCAUUGACGUAGAACCAACGAUUAUCAAGAUCAGAGAUAAAUUUGAAUAUCAAAUUGCACCAACAUCUAGAGCACCAUACAUACGCUUCUUCCUGAGUGGAAAUGAGUCUGUACUGAACUACUACGAUGAUUUAAAAACAACGAUUAGAAAUGGGAGUUUGUCCGGCUUUGUUAUCUGGGACCAGUGGAUGCAGAAAUGGAACAUCACUGUCAAAGGUUCCCUGAACAGCUGUCCCGCUCAUCUCACCAUGGAUGUGUUUGAUAAGUUUAUGAUAUCAUAUCUUGGACUUUAUGAUGUCUUCGUCAUGCCUCCAGAAAACUUCUCCAUCACCAUACAACUUCCAAAAACACCAAGCGUUGUGCCAGAUAUCUUUAUCGUGAAUAUUAAUGAUUCAGUGACAUGUCAUCGACUGAGUAUUUCUGUGAUUGACAGCCCUGUCGUUAUUGAUUCAGGAGAGGAAAUUUCAGAUUCCGAACUUCAACAUGUUACCCAGUUUCCAUGGAUACCGAUCAUUGUCACUCUUGCCUUGACUGUGAUGAUCUUGUUAGGAUUGGUGGUGAUAGCAAUCGUAAUAAGCAAUAAAAGAGGUGAUAAUGACAGUUUCAUGUCAAAGUACACUUUUUUGAUUGUGCCUCGUGAAGAGGACAGAAUGAAACCUGACGGUAAUCCUGAUGUUCAGGGGCGGACAAUUUCCAAGGUAGUUAUGAUUGUACUGGUCGUUCUCUAUGCCCUCUAUGCCCUCAUGUUCACAUUUUCCAUGUUGCUGCUCGUGUUCUACAUGGUACAGAGCCCCCUAGUAAGCAAUUUGACCAUUGUUUCCAACACGAGCGCCAAAAUUCAAGAGGCUGUUGGCAAACACUUUCACGAAAUGGAAGAUUUUGAGACCCAGCAAGUUGCCAGAAUGUUUAACCAGACACAUGAUCGACUUCAGGCCUGCUCUCAUCAUUUAAAAGAAAAUGCAGAGAAGAUAUUUCAUGAUGUUUACAACAGUAUUGAAAAAGAUAUCACCAAGCUAUAUAGCCAGAAUGGAACCCUCCACCACUUACUUGUCGGGAUAUUGGAAGAACGAUCAAAAACCGUCCGUGUGAAAAUAGAUGUUUAUUUUGAAAGCUGUAACCAAGCUAUACAGACAUAUUUUGAAUCCUUUUUAGACAAAUAUAUUGACUUCCUUCGGGAUGUAACUAAUGUUGCCUGGCUGAAUAAUCCACGAACUUUGUUUAUGGACCAGGAGGGUAUAUUCGAUACUCGCCUUUCUCUGACAGAAGAUGUCACGGAGUUUCUAGAAUGGCUGGAGGUCGAGAAGAUCACAAGUGUCCUCGAGGUCAAGGAACGCCUUAUUGCCAGGUUGCAGCGUUCCUUACCAGAUGUAGAAAUAGACAUUCCACUGGAUAAAGAUGUUGGGGUAAUUACCAAGUCAGCCUCUGAUUGGACAACCAUCAAAUCUCAAGUCUACCAGAAACAUAUUGUUCUUCGUCAGCAAACUUUCUACCAAGGAGGGAGAGGAACGAAAUCUGUGAACAGUAGUGGGAACAUAUAUACACCUAUGGAUAAGCAUGUCGCUUCUAAAGCUAGUCUUAUGUCUGGUAUGAAGGGUGUUCUCCUCCCCGUUUUUAUCUGCGUUUUCAUCAUCAUGGAUAUAUUUCUGAUUUUAUACAGAGUUACAUGGCUACGUCAGAUGUUUCAGAAAGCGAAACUUGGAGCAGAAGAAAAAAUUCCAACGGAUUCAGUUGCGAAAAAAAUUCAUUUUAUGUUGACGGGUCACGAAUCCAAUCAUCCCUAUGACCCACUGGAUAAUCCAUACCAUUACUACAUAGAAAACAAAGAGGAUAUCUGGAAUGGAAAAAAUGAUCUAUAUCUUAAAUUCUGUAGAGCAUCACCCAAGUCUAAAGAGGAUAUUUUACUGGAAAUUUGGAAUCACAAAAAGCGCCAAAAGCAGACGGGUACAACUGCAAACGAGGAGGAGUGCUUCUUUGUGUAUAGUUUGAUAAGACUACUGAAGCUUUUGUAUAAACAUCUCAUUUCACCCAUUCUCUGGAGAUUUGUUUUAGUAGGAUCAUUUGUGUUGAUAAUCUGCAUUCUUAUAAAAGCCUCAAAUGACCUAGUGACCUUGGAGACAGCCACCUUCCUCAUGGAUACUAGGUCAACCUUGCCUCAGUUUCAUAGACAGAUCGAGGUGACAAACAACUUGUUGUCAGACUUACAUUUGUACACUAAUGAAUUCAUUCAGGACUUUCAGUCUGUGGUUGACCUCGAGGUGAAAUUUGGGAAUAACCUAUUGAAGGAUAUUGCUAGUCAACAGAAAACCGCCCUUCAGUCCGUUCUGAGUCAGCUGUGUACGACCAACUAUACACUUUGUGCCACGCCUUUCCCUGAUGUCCAUCUGGCUGACACCCUACUGGGCUGUAACUUCCUCCCUGUCAGUGUUGAGUACUUCAAAGAUUUCAAUGAUGAAAAGUUUAUGGCAUACCUCCAUGCAGAGUUAUUCCCCUUGGUCAGCAUUCUUCGCCAACUUCUGUUCAACACCUGUUACAUACUGUUUGCUUAUGCUUGCUUGAUGCUAAUUUGCCAUAUUUUUAUAAGAGUUGUGUUGUUAUAUUUGAAAAAGACAAGCAGACUUCCAAGAGUAUUUAUGUUUUUGGUGUCAAAUGCUAAUGACUGUUGGAAGGAACACCAUGUCAACAACCCAAAUAAGGACAUUUACCGUAGUGACUCAUGGAUCGAGAGCUGUGAGAGUGGAGUUGUUGGCGAUAUGGAUGACCAUCUCCGAGAACCAAAUGCGUGAUUUCUCCUAACACCCUCUCUGCCGACUAACGCAGAGAGAUUCCUACAGGGAUUGAUUUAAAUCAGCAAAUAUUGUCUUUAUUUUUGUGCUGAGUUCGUACUAUUUGCUGAUUUUCAUGCUCUGGAAUAAUUUUCUUGUUUUUAUACGUUUUUGUUUUAAUUAGAAGUAUGAAUUCACAGUAUUAACUUUAUCACAAUACCUUAAUUCAAAAGAUCAAUUUUUGAGUUUUUAAUCUUGAACUUUUGACUCUGUAUAAACUGCUGAGGUUGUUAGUCAGGGCAGUAAAUAUUUUCCAUGGGGACAUCCAAUCAGCUUUAUGCCAAAGACACUAGUUAAUUGGUGGAUAACCUUCCUCCAGACGUGAAUAAUUUCCUCUCUCUUUAUUGAAAAUGGUUUGCGUUUCAAGUGAUUUUGAGUGUGGGUGCCUUUCACUCAGGUGCCAUAGGUCAGAGUAAGAAAUGAAGUUCUUUAUAUUAAAUUCAUCUCCUUUUAUUAGAAAUAAGUGGCAGCUUUACACCUAAAUUAGUACAGUAUCAAAAAUGAACACAAGUUAACAAAAUGUUUUUAGUUGGCUAUUUACAAAAAAUACAUGGAACAUUCAAUGGCUAAAUGAAGUGAUGGAAGAUGGGGGAAAAUGGAAUGACACUGCUGUUGUUAUCCUUGUUGUCAACAUUGUUUCUACAUAAGAUGUUACAAUGUAUUGGGUUUCAUGAAAUAUGCUAGCGUCAGUUCAUAACAGCACAAGGGGGCCAUGAUGGCCGAGUGGUCAAGGUGUUUGAUCUUUUUUAUCACUACCUCUGGGUAGCAGGUUCAAGGCCUACGUGAACCAGUCACCUGGCUGCAGGUCAGUGGUUUUCCACCAGGAACUCCGACUUUCCUUCACCACCCAAACCUUAUGCAACCUUAAAUGACCUCAGCUGUUAAUAAGACUUAAAGCAACAAUAAGCAAUAAACAAGCAUAAAACAUCAAAUUUCUCAUCUACUUAAAGAUCCUAAAAUAAAUAAUAUUUUAGCAAAUAAGAUUCAGUUGAAAUAUUUCAUAUUUCUCAUACAUUUGUAUACCAAUUCUGUAUGUUCUAUUGAACAAUUGAUGGUAUAUGUGCAUUCAUCAAAGCAUUUCACAAGCAGCAUUUUUUUCGUGCAUUUAACAAGCAUUAUUGUUCUUUUGAGACAUUUCUUGGGUGUUGCUUUAUAAGUCAUGUUUCUUCAAAGUGUCACAAUUAUGUGAAAUACAUGUCAAAUAUAAAAAUUGCCAAAUUAUGGAAAUCUUAGAAUAUUUCAUUAAGCAGCUUUGGUCACUAAUUCGUGUGUGGAGUUUGAUGAAUACAGAAUGUUGAGUAAAACUUGGUUAUAAUGAAUCGCAAGGGACCACAGAAAUCACUUUGUUGUGAUCAUAAUUUGUUCUUCAUAACAAACUUUGAUGAAAAUGGUUGCAGUUCAUACGAUCUAAAAUAUAGAAAAAUAUCAAAACCUAAAUUUCUGUUUUUUAAUUAUUGUUUAUUGGUUUGUUACAUUAUCCAUGCUCUUCAUGUACUGGUUUUGAGUGAACCAAUCAAUAUUCAGUAUUAGGUAGAUACUGCAUACUGAUAUGAGGUAAUAUGCAUGUAAUGUGUUGUUGUGGAAUUUCAUAUUCAAAUCAAAUGGAUUUGUUAUCCUUGUAUUGGUUACCACACAUCAAUAACAAAAUUUCUUCAUGACAAAGAAAUGUUUUUGAAUGUCAUUGUGAUUUGAUAAAAUUAUGUACAGUUGAUAAGCAUUUCUAUCAUCUUGUAAAACAUAUAUGAAUAUUUUUUCUUUGUUUGACCUUUAGUUUGGUAAGUUUACAAAUUUGAAAUUUAAGGAAUAGACAUAUUUAGGACAGUGUGUAGAUCUGUAAUAAUCAUGUAUAAUUGUACAACGUUAUUUAGCAGACAGCAAAGUUUGUUGCAUCCAAAUUGAGUGCAAGCUUGACAAUUUAGUAUGAAUCAGAAGUUUUUGGCAAAAAAAAACAAACAAACUCAGUAUCAUAAAAUCACAGUAUAUUUUUCUUAAACACUUUUUUUACUAUACAUUGAAUAGUCCUGUUAUAAUCCUUUUUGACUACAUGGUAAAUUUUUCUGUUGUAAUUUUCUUUGACUACACAGUUAUAAUCUCCAUUAUUACACAAUGAAUUUUCAGUUGCAGUUUUCUUUGACUUAACUGAAUUUUUAUGUUAAAACCUUCUAAGUCACUAAGUGAUUUUUUUUUCAUCGUAAUCCUGUUUUACUACACCAAAUUGUUUUCCCGGGUUUGUUUAUAUGUAAUCAUAAUGUCAGUGCUGACAAAGUUAUAUUCAAGUCUGUGAUAAUGUUAUGCUGAUCAUUGCUGUAAUGAAGUUGUACUUCCACUGAACACUGACAGUAGUCUGAAGAAUCUACAAUAUUUUAAAACAUUGAUAUUUCCAGUUUAUGUUUGUACAUUGUACAACUAAAAGUGUACUUAUAUGUAUACCAAACAUGAAAGUCUCAAAGACAUAUUGACCAACUUUUAGAUUUAGAAAAUUAAGUCUAUAAAUUGUUUUUUGGCUGGUAUAUACUAUUGCUGUGUUUAAACUGAUAUACAGAUUAUUAAAAGUAAACUGCUUCACUCAUGUAGGGGAAAAGUUCUAACUUACAGUAUUGUUGUGAAAACUUGGAAAUUUAUCUCCCUUAGUUGGAACUCUCUACUGAUGGUAUGACAUUUGGUUCAAAAGUUUACUCUUGACCUCUUAAUUUCAACAGAUGUGAAACAUCAGAUAUGAGUAAAUUCAUUGUACUACUUCUUUACUUAAAAAUUGGGGGCCAUUUUGUCUGUAGCGUGACAAAAGUUUGUCCCUGUUAAUGGAUACAAACAGUAUUUAUAUAAAGUGUACCAACCUAGUCAUUCUCUUGUACAUGUAAUUUUUAGCUCUCAUUGUCGUGUUGAAACAUGUGGAAAAUGUCAUUAAAACCAAACUAGCUUCUUACUGAGUAAGACGUAAGGAAACUUUAAUUAAUACAUGAAACAGAAGCUGACAUCAACUAUACAUGUGUAAGAAUACAUUUAUACAUACUGUUGGUGUACACUUCAAUCUGUUUAACAAUUCUAUUGUUUUACAUCAUUUGCAGAACUUGUAAUGAUAACAGUUAACAGUCACAUCACAUUUCCCUGGAGUACUUCUCCUGUGGCUUGCAGUUCUAUACAUCUAUCACUUUUUAAGUUAUUUUGUUUUAUGGUUUUCGAUGGCUAGCUCCAAAUGAAUAUCAGUCACUACAAGCUAGAGAUAAUGAAAUAGUUAAACUUUUUGUUCUCUGUAACAUAGUGUCAUUGGAUCAAGUCUUAAUUCCAGGUAUCAUGCAUUUAUAAGUAGAAUUCUGUUGUUUUGUUUUUUUUUUUUUAUGCAUAAUAUCAAUUGUUUUUGCAGUCUUUGCUCCUAGUGAUAUAGAAAUAUAAAAAAACAGAGACAUAGCACGAAGCUUGUUUUUCAUUGGUUUUAAUACUCGUAAUAAAAAUAACAUCAUACUGGUUGCAUGUUUAAUCAUAAAACAUAAAUACAUGUCUGUUGUCGCAAAAAGCUUACUGGUGAUAUGAAAUUGUGUAUACAUAUUUUGACAUCCCUGUCCAGAUCCUAGUGGUCAGCAAUCUGGUGAUCUAACAGUCAGUUAUCUGGCCAGAUUCAAGUGCAUAUGGUGGUUGGUAAUUUGGCCAGAUUCCAGCGGUCAGUUAUCUGUCCAGAUUCUGUCAGUGAGUACUCUGCCCGGUUUCUAAUGUAUAUGGUGGUUAGUAAUCUGACCAGAUUCCAGUAGUCAUACAGUUAUAAUUAUUUGGCCGAAAUUCUAGGAGUCAGUCAUUUGGCUGGAUUCUAGUACAUAUGGUGGUUGGUAAUCUGGCAGGAUUGCAGUGGUCAGUUACCUGGUCAGAUUCUAGCAGCCGCUUAUCUGGCUUGAUUCAAGUGGUCAAUAAUUUGGCCAGAUUCUAGGGGUCAGGUGUAUAAAAGUUUGUUGUUUUUAGUUGACAAGUCCAUGGUUGACCAGUAACAAUGUGACUAUAUCAUGUUGUCUGUUGUUUGAUAAAAAUGUAUUUGAUGUGUUCAUGAUUUGCUGAAAUAUAUAUAUUAUAUACGUUAUGUAUAUUAUAUAUUAUAUAUACAUUAUAUGUGUAUUGCAUUCGACCUAGUACCUAAAGCUCCUUUCAUCCGUCUGUGAAAAAGUAAAGUUAUAUUAGAUGUGUGUUAUAAAAUACUGUCUGGCUCUUUAUUGAGAUCUGACCCUCUUUAUUUUUGGCUUUAUUUAUUAUUUUCUUCCUCAAGUAAUAUUGUCUAAAUUUUGAUUGUUCUAGAAUAGAAUGCAUUGACUAGAUAAGGUAGUACAAUAUACUGCAAUACAAUUUGAUGCUAAUAUUGAAGUUAGACAUGCAUUAGUAUGAUAAUGUAGAACUAGCAUUGCUUUUUCAUCGAGUUUGAUACUGAAGUUAUCAGCUGAAAAAUGUCAUUGUUGUAGACAUCAUUAUAAAGUAGUUACUGGGUCGAAUACAGUGUUCAUUCUACUAUUUUGAUGUCAGAAUAAACUUAUUUCUUUUUU
Ylistrum balloti is the source of this 9240-nucleotide messenger RNA. RefSeq lists its product as uncharacterized. Bases 11 to 4684 code for a protein of 1557 amino acids. The record is from RefSeq and is a predicted model, not a curated record. Lineage: Eukaryota; Metazoa; Mollusca; Bivalvia; Pectinida; Pectinidae. The transcript has 15 exons.